AUGAGAGAGAUGUCCUCCGUGCACCUCCUCCUCACCUCAUCCUCACUUACUCCUCACCUGCUUCUAACUUCCUUCUCACCUCCCCCUCAUCUCCUCCUCAUCUCCUCCUCACCUCCUUCUCACCUCCCCCUCAUCUCCUCCUCAUCUCCUCCUCACCUCCUUCUCACCUCCCCCUCAUCUCCUCCUCAUCUCCUCCUCACCUCCUUCUCACCUCCCCCUCAUCUCCUCCUCAUCUCCUCCUCACCUCCUUCUCACCUCCCCCUCAUCUCCUCUAACCUUGCCUGCAAGCUGAAUUCUCGCGGUAUUUGUUACAUCUCCUCCUCAUCUCCUCCUCACCUCCUUCUCACCUCCCCCUCAUCUCCUCCUCACCUCCUUCUCACCUGCUCCUCACUUCCUCCUCACCUCCUCCUCACCUCCCCAAAAUCUCCCCCAAUCUUCCCCCAGAAACACCUCUUCUGUUUGAUCUGA
This is a messenger RNA of Knipowitschia caucasica, 468 nucleotides long. The record is from the annotation of a GenBank genome assembly. Lineage: Eukaryota; Metazoa; Chordata; Actinopteri; Gobiiformes; Gobiidae.